Messenger RNA from Dothidotthia symphoricarpi CBS 119687, 1639 nucleotides. RefSeq names its product kinase-like protein. The record is from RefSeq and is a predicted model, not a curated record. The transcript has 4 exons. Gene Ontology annotation, biological process: protein phosphorylation. Lineage: Eukaryota; Fungi; Ascomycota; Dothideomycetes; Pleosporales; Dothidotthiaceae. Gene Ontology annotation, molecular function: protein serine/threonine kinase activity; ATP binding. Gene Ontology annotation, cellular component: cytoplasm. Bases 130 to 1404 code for a protein of 424 amino acids.
UCAGCCGCACUGCCAAGCGCUCGAUCAACGUCUAGAUUCUUUGCUUCAUGCACCCUUCGUGCGACACUGAUCUCAACAUACACCUGAUAACUGAACAUGUGCGGACUCCAUCUUGAAUGAGGCUCCAGGAUGUCUGUGAUAAGCACACCGUUUGCCACAUCUACCGAACAACUUACAAGCUUCUUCGACGCUUCCCCGCCUCGUGAAGUGUUCGAGGACGUUGACAUCGACUAUGUGGCUCGUUUGCUUCGACACUGCAACCACAUUGCGCAAAGAUGUCCUAGAACUUACAUCGUUCUCCGGACAGUCGGUGAACUAGAUCACUUGGAACGAUUGAUCAACGAGCGUUUCAGCGAUGGUUGGUUCCCAGUCGACGUGCUCCGCCUCCCGAGUUUCCUGGAUCCUCGGGUCAAAAACAAGAUUGUACAGGGCCAACAUAUCAUCUUGACCAAGUCACUCAACCUGGAGAAUGGCAAGCACAGCCAUUUCGAUUCUCAAGAGACUCUACCAUUUGAGGAAUUGGGCCGUAUUGGCAGCGGGACAGGUGGUCAGGUGGAUAGAAUUGAGAGCAAAAUUAGCUUCAAGCAAUAUGCUCUCAAGAGGAUAUCACGACGGGUCAGAUACGGUCCCACCAAGUCAAGAGAAACGGUGGACCAGAUCCUCGUUGAGAUGAAAAUUCUGAAGAGCCUAAAUCACAAACACGUCGUCAAGUAUGUCGGAAGCUACACGAACAGCGUUCAUCUUGGUAUUGUCAUCUCGCCGUUGGCGGAUAUGGAUCUUUCUACAUAUAUGCAGCAAGCCUCUGCUACAACGCAACUACGUCCGACGCUACAGACGUUUUUCGGCUGUCUGGCUGCUUCAAUCAACUACCUACACGACAAGGAAGUAAAACAUAGAGAUAUAAAGCCACAGAAUAUCUUGAUCUACAAAAGCAAUGUCCUUAUCACCGACUUUGGCCUUUCUCGCGACUUCUUGGACACGACAUCUGGACGGACGUCUUCUACUCCACGCUACUGUCCACCCGAAGUUGCAGAUUGGAAAAAGCGGAACUGGUCCGCUGAUAUUUGGUCGAUGGGAUGUGUCUUCUUGGAAAUGGCGGCCGCACUCCAUGGACACGAUGUCAUGUGGGUUAGGACGUAUUACGAGGGUCAUCAUACACGCAAAACACAUUUCCACGCGAACUCCGAGGCAACAGAGCAACUGCUAUCUGAGUUCGAGGCGUCUUGGGACGAGAAAGAGAAGAUCUUAUUGACUUGGAUCCGAAGCAUGAUGGCAGAAGAUCGCGAAGCCAGACCUACAGCAGCACGAGUAAUCGAGUUGAUCACCUCCGUCGACGAGCCGGAUUGCAGUCCGACAACCUUCUGCGGCAUAUGUUGCGCCACCGAUGACUCUGCGGAUUCGUGAGUCACUGGUGACCGACGGAAUGGUUGAAUAUAUAGAGCUUGAGCCGUUGACGAAGGUCAAAGUACGAUAUCAUUUUCCAAGUAUGAUGCCCUUCGUCAAGGGUAGUAGCCAUAUGAUCUAUCGUUUUUCUUCCGGGGUUGGGUACGUUGUUCUCGGAGGGAUAUCAUAUGUAGGGCCAAUCAUAAAAGGCAGUGGCCAGUUGAUCUAUUUUUUCGCUUGCAAGCCCGGCAAUGUU